UUAUAAGCGCCAUGCUCUACCAAUACAGAUAUACAUCUUCAUAUAACAUAACCUAACAAUUAACCAAAGCGUUGUAAUUAAUGGUCAAAAUGGCAAAUACAGUAAGCAUUAUAAUUCCAGUGUUGCAUUUUUAAAUGUUAAUAAAUUAUGCACUUGGCUAGGUAGGUCUAUAAUUAUAUAGGCCUACCUCCUCGAGCCAGUUGGAUAGUGCUAAUGCGCACAGCAAAGAGAUCGGUAGAAGAAAAAGACUACAUGUCACAUGGUAAGAAGGCCCGGAAAUAAUUUGUCUGUAAAAUCCGGCGAAGAUCAUAACAGAAGUAGGGAAAUGUGGCCGUCGUUAGAACACACAACAGCUUGCAAUAAAUAUCCCUUUUAAUUCUCGAUCGGAAGACCGUUCGGUUACGUACCGCAAAUUCCUUUCUCUGCUUUGAGCAAUGUAGGCUGAUGAAACGGAACAGACGGCAAAAACGUCCUAUAACUGUACACUGUUAUUAUUCUACAUGGACAAAGACAAGUUCGCUGUGAGCCAUGAUCCAUGCUCCUGGUUAGAGAUGCACCAGUUCAUUGGAGACCUGAUGGUCUCUGGGGGGUCUCUGGGGCUAAAAGACGCUCCAGGUUCAGCCCAGCCCAGACAGACCCAGGGAGAGAGCAUUAGAGAGGCCAGAGACGGAGACAUCAGUGGACAAAAAGGCCAGCACCAUACCUGCACUUGCCCUGGCUGCCCCUAUUCCUCCUCAUCCUCAUCUUCCUCCUUCCAGACCAUAAAGCCCAGAGGAACUGUGUCCUCACAGCCCGAGCCCAGCAGCACCUACAGCCCAGAGCUCAGUCAGCCCCAGAGUCAGGACAAGGAGACCAGCACCCAGAGCCCCAAUCUAGCCCCUAUCACUCUCACUAACCAGGGUACUUCUUCACCAAGCCCCCUGCCCCAAAUCUCCACCUUCUCUUGUUUCUGCUGCCACCGGGGCUUCCAGACCUGCACCCAGCUACUGCACCACCAACAGGGGGCAGCAGACUCUCCCUUCUCCCAGACACACACCCACUACCACCACCACUGCCCCCUCACCACCUGCCUGCCCCACUACCACUCCCACUAUGGCCUGUCGCCUGGCACCUUCCCCUGCCUGUCCUGCCAGCAUUCCUUCCCCUCCUGUUCCCAGCUCCUCCGCCACCAGCAGGGCCACACACACCCUCAGAACCAUGUUGUAGGGGUGACCACAGUGUCCCCCACCCUACACCCCUGCAUGCACUGUUCAGCAUCCUUCCCCCGACCCUCUCAGCUGCUACAGCACCAGCGCACCCAGCACGCUCACAAGGCCGGUGGCUUCCUGUGCACCGAGUGCGGGCGCGCCUUCAACUCCCACUCCAACCUCCGCAUCCACCUCAACGUACACACCGGUGCCCGGCCCUACUCAUGCCCUGACUGCGGCAAGAGCUUCAGCCAGUCAGGAGCGUUGAAGAUCCAUCGGCGCCUCCACACUGGGGAGAGACCCUACGCCUGCGCCUACUGUGGGAGAGGCUUCCCCCACCUGGCCGGGGUCCGGGCCCAUCAAAGGACCCACACAGGGGAGAAGCCCUACCGCUGCACCCAGUGUGGGAAGUGCUUCACCCAGUCGGGGGCACUGAAGAUCCACACAAGGAUCCACACCGGGGAACGGCCGUUUGUGUGCAGCCUCUGUGGGAAGGGCUUCUCCAACUGCUCCGGCAUCCGCUUCCACCAGCGCACCGUCCAUGGGAUGGUGUCGGAUAUGGGCGGGGAUGGAGGAGCCGGUGGGUCCCAUAGCGGGAGACAGAGUCUAGGCAGCUCAGCUGCUGUGGGACGCCCCAGUGCCAAUCCAACCAGGAUACGCAAUAACCCCCAUACUGACGUGAGCUCCAGCAUUACUCCUGCCCCCACCAAAAUCCUUCCCCCUGGGUCUCUCCUUGCUCCUCCAGGGUCAGGUCUGACUGUAAUCUCAGACAAAGAGCCCCAGUUCCAGUCUAGCAGUGUAAAGAUCCCCUCCAGGAGAGCAGAACCAGGCAGUAGCAGGGAAGGGAGGGCUCUGCUGUAUACCUGUGAGGACUGUGGGCUGCGUUUUGGGGAUGCUCCCUCCAGAAACAGACACCAAACUCUGGUGCACUACUCUACAGAAGGGGUAGAGGAGGAGGGCCUGGGAGACACUGAGGGGGAGGGGUGAGAGAUGAGAGAGAGAGGUGGUAGAUUGAAGUUUGAUGCAGUAGAUUGUUGGAUCAAAGGCUAAGGGAGAGGUGGAAUGGGAAAAUUGAGAGGUGAGAAGAGGCAGAAAGCUUGAGACUCACAGAGGAGUAAAGGCAUGGGGGUGAAGGGAGGUCCGAGAAGAGAAAGGGAAUUCUACAGGGAAAAAUAAAGUGUCUAUCAAUGGGAUCUAUGACAUAUUUGAGAUAUUAUCUUGAAAUUCCACUUUAAAAGAUGUACUCCAGGCCUAAGGAAGUCUUUUACAACGGUUUUCACGUUUUGGGAGUCCAAUUUUCUCUUUGUCAAAAAGCCAAGUACCAUGAUUAGGCUACUAAAGAUAUUUGAGAUCUUUGGAUUAUUAUAUAUUUUUUUAACUGGUUUGACAAAAUCCACAGAUAAUGUUAUCUCAAAUGUAUGACAUUUUAAGUGCAGAAGUGAAGAAGAUAUGCUGUAUUUAGCAUCAUUAUGUAAUAUAUAUUUUGUAAUAAUAUAAUCUGAUAUUGUAUGUCUAUAGGCCCAUAUAUACUUGUGUAUAUCAGUUUAUCUAUUUAGCACAUUGUGCAUAGCUAGCUCAUUGUGCCUUUGAUCUCAGAUUAUUAAUGUACAUGUUUUUUUUUUCUUCAUAAACCACACUGCACUAAACUUCAUGACAACUGAUACGUUAGUGGUUUAGUGAUUUUAUUGAGGAUGAAUAUCUUCACUGUUGGAAGAUGAGCUCUUCUAUAGUCUUUUUUUAUCAGGACAAUUUCACAGAGACUCAUGGUUUGUUGACCUGUUUUCUAUUGCUUCAGUUCGCCACCUAGUGGACAUUUAGAAGCAUAGCAGCAGAAACACAGGCAUUGAAACUAGUCUGUCAAGGCUAAAGGUGUCAAACUCAUUCCACUGAGGUCUGAGUGUCUGCGGGUUUUCGCUCCUCCCUUGUCCUUGAUUUAUGAAUUAAGGUAACUAAUUAGUAAGGAACUCCCCACACAUGGUUGUCUCGGGCUUAAUUGAAAGGAAAAACCAAAAACCUGCAGACAC
Molecule: messenger RNA, 3211 nt
Organism: Coregonus clupeaformis (lake whitefish)
Lineage: Eukaryota; Metazoa; Chordata; Actinopteri; Salmoniformes; Salmonidae
Product: zinc finger protein 629-like
Exons: 3
Coding region: 501-2174 (557 amino acids)
Biological process (GO): regulation of transcription by RNA polymerase II
Molecular function (GO): RNA polymerase II cis-regulatory region sequence-specific DNA binding; DNA-binding transcription factor activity, RNA polymerase II-specific
Source: RefSeq, a predicted model, not a curated record